Messenger RNA from Castor canadensis (American beaver), 2281 nucleotides. RefSeq names its product EF-hand domain containing 1 (gene Efhc1). Gene Ontology annotation, molecular function: alpha-tubulin binding; calcium ion binding. Lineage: Eukaryota; Metazoa; Chordata; Mammalia; Rodentia; Castoridae. Gene Ontology annotation, biological process: mitotic spindle organization; cilium-dependent cell motility; mitotic cytokinesis. Gene Ontology annotation, cellular component: axoneme; mitotic spindle. The record is from RefSeq and is a predicted model, not a curated record.
AUUUUACUGCGAGAACGCCGCGUCCCACGGGCGGCGCACGCGCAGACUGUCACGCCUGCGCCUGCGGGCCCCGCCCCCGCUCGCGGGUGUUUCCGGUGUUUGACGUUGCCAUGGAGUCUGGAGCGGCCGGCGGAAGCCGCUUGUCGCCCGGGCAACCCGAGACAACGAAGGCAGACCAAGGUGGAGGUGACAAUACCUUCUGCGAUGGUGUCCAACCCGGUGCAUGGCCUGCCCUUGCUCCCGGGCGCGUCCUUUAAGGACUCCACGAAAACAUCCUUCCAUAGAUGCCAGACACUGGGCUACAGGAAUGGCUAUGCAGUUAUCCAACGUCCAACAUUUGGGAUAGGUGGGGACCGGCUCCAGGUCAACCAGCUGUCCCAGGCUGAGUUGGAAGAGUUGGCCAAUAAGGCACCAAUUCUAACUUAUGGCCAACCUAGGCAGGCCCCACGUACAGAUUUUGUUCCUGCGCAUGUGGCUUUUGACAAAAAGGUGCUGAAAUUUGAUGCCUAUUUCCGAGAAGAUGUUCCUAUAUCAACUGAGGAACAUUAUAGAAUCCGUCAAGUAAACAUUUACUACUACCUAGAAGAUGACAGCAUGUCUAUCAUAGAGCCCAUUGUGGAAAACUCUGGGAUGCCUCAAGGCAAGUUAAUCAAACGCCAGAGGCUCGCCAAGAAUGAUGUGGGAGACCAUUACCAUUGGAAAGACCUAAAUCGAGGAAUAAACAUCACAAUUUAUGGCAGAACAUUCCGCAUUGUUGACUGUGACCGAUUCACACAGGUAUUUUUGGAAAGUCAAGGAAUUGAAUUAAACCCACCAGAGAAGAUGGUUCUUGAUCCUUACACUGAACUGCGGAAACAACCUGUUCGUAAAUAUGUCACCCCAUCGGACUUUGACCAACUCAAGCAGUUUCUUACAUAUGACAAGCAAGUUCUUCGAUUCUAUGCGAUCUGGGAUGAUACAGACAGCAUGUUCGGUGAAUGUCGGACCUACAUCAUCCAUUACUACCUCAUGGAUGACACGGUGGAGAUCCGAGAGGUCCACGUGCGGAACGACGGGAGAGACCCUUUCCCACUGCUGAUGAAUCGUCAACACAUGCCCAAGGUGUUGGCGGAGAACGCAAAGAAUUUUCCUCAGUGUGUGCUGGAAAUCUCUGAUCAAGAGGUGUUGGAAUGGUACACUGCCAAAGACUUCAUUGUUGGGAAACCACUCACCAUCCUUGGGAGAACCUUCUUCAUUUAUGACUGUGAUCCAUUCACUCGGCAGUACUACAAAGAGAAGUUUGGGAUCUCUGACUUACCACGUAUUGAUGUGAGCAAGCAGGAGCCACCCCCUGUGAAACAGGAAUUACCUCCGUAUAACGGCUAUGGACUGGUUGAAGAUUCUGCUCAGAAUUGCUUUGCUCUCAUUCCAAAAGCUCCAAAAAAAGAUGUUAUUAAAAUGCUGAUAAAUGACAACAAAGUGCUUCGUUAUCUGGCUGCACUGGAAUCUCCCAUCCCAGAAGACAAAGACCGCCGAUUUAUCUUCUCUUAUUUUCUAGCCACUGAUAUGAUCAGUAUUUUUGAGCCUCCUGUUCGAAAUUCUGGUAUCAUUGGGGGCAAGUAUCUUGGCAGGACUAAAGUUGUUAAACCACUCUCUACAGCGGAUAACCCCGUCUACUAUGGCCCUGACGACUUCUUUAUUGGUGCUGUGAUUGAUGUGUUUGGCCACCGGUUCACUAUCCUUGAUAUAGAUGAGUAUGUUGUAAAAUAUAUGGAGAGCAAUGCUGCCCAGUAUUCGCCAGAAGCACUCUCAUCAAUUCAGAACCAUUUCCGAAAGCAAGGAGCACCUGGACCGGAACUGGAAAACAAGCAAGCUAAAGAGGAUGCAAGCGUGCAAGAACUAGAAGCGCUAAUAGAAACAAUCCAGAAGCAACUGAAAGAUCAUUCAUGCAAAGACAACAUUCGUGAGACAUUUCAAGUUUAUGACAAGGAAGCUACAGGAUAUGUGGACAAGGAGACCUUCUUCAAAGUCUGCGAGUCUCUUCAUGUCCCGGUUGACGACUCCUUGACUAAGGAGUUAAUCAGGAUGUGCUCUCAUGAUGAAGGCAAGAUUAGCUACUAUAACUUUGUCCGUGCUUUCUCAAACUGACCUGGCUGAUGAGAGAACGCAAUAGAGAUUUUUGAUAUUGGACCUAUACUUGGAAAUAUACCUUUUGUUCUUUACAGAGGCAUUUACAGACGUCUUGGUUAUUAUAUUUCACUACUCCUAAAGUCUAAAAUAAAUUGAUUUUUGUAGGAUCUAA